Messenger RNA from Paramecium octaurelia, 2930 nucleotides. The record is from the annotation of a GenBank genome assembly. NCBI's taxonomy places the organism in Eukaryota, Ciliophora, Oligohymenophorea, Peniculida, Parameciidae.
AUGAAAAAAUAAAUUUAAAAGGAAUUAAUAGAUCAAUAUACCUAAAUGGGUUUCUCGGUGGAAUUAAUUCAUAUGGCAUGGGAAGUGAUAAACGCAGAAUCAGAAAUGAUGGACACACUCAUUACUUUAUCAAGUUAAAAUUAGUAGAUGCAAUAAACAUCAAAUGUACGAUUAUUUAAUAGAUUGAAUAGAAGCAAGACGAGGAAAUUCAACUAACGCAGGCGUUGCUGGAUUCAUAUAAAACAAAUCAAUAGACUGGAUCGCAAAAAUUUGAAAUAAUUUCACCUGAAUAAAGAAAGAGAGUUGAUGGAAUCCCAUGCGGUUUGAAGAAUGUUGGGAAUACGUGCUAUUUUAAUGGUUUGCUCCAGACCUAUUUCUUUGAUUGUCAAUUUGUGAAGACCAUCAUAACUUUCUAAAUUCCAUAACAAAUUGAAUAAAACAAAUAUGGUAAAUCAAUCUAGCUAGUAUAAAAUCUACAAAAUCUCUUCAUCAGUAUGAUUGGGAGUGACAAAAAGUAUGUUGAUCCAUCCGAGGUUGUUAAAAGCAUCUGUGAUGAAUUCGGAAAUGUUCUUCCCAUUGGAGAUCAGAAGGAUGUGGGCGAAUUUAAUCUUUACUUCCUAAGUAGGGUUGGAGAAGCACUUACUUAAGCAGAAUCGCAAAGUAGCAAAGUUGAAGACAUAUACAUAGAAUCUUCUCCUUCGAUUUUGAAGUAGAAGUCAUCUGUGAUUCACGAUGAAGAUAUUGUUUCGAAGUUAUUUUUAUGUAAGGUUUUUCAUCAGUUUCAAUUUGAACAAGGGGGGAUUCAACAGAUCAGAGAAAGCACAGAACUUUUCAAUUACAUUCCGCUUGAUUUGAAGGAUGGGAACUUAUAUGAUAGUUUCGAUAACUUUAUCGUUAAUAACAUCGAUGAUUUCAAGAACGAUUUUAAUGAAACAGUUCAAGCAGUGAAAUAUAAUUGGAUACAUUCACCACCUUAAAAACUGUCAUUUCAAAUUCAGAGAGUUAUUUAUUGCAAAGAAAAAAGUAUGUUGUCACAGAAUAUUAUGUUUUAGAUGAUUUAAUUAAAUAAAAUGAUGAGUUUACGUUUGAUGAAGAAAUCUACUUGGAUCGUUUCCUAUUGGAAAAUAGAGUGAAAUACCUGGAAACUAGAAUAUAGAAUAAAGAAUUCAAAUCCAAAUAAAAGAAGAUUAAAUUGGGUCAAUAAUAAUUGGCUAAAUUUAAUGAUCAACAUGAUUUACAAGAUGUAUUGACUAAUACAAUCAAAUUUUUGGAAAUGCAAAGCGUAGAGAACAACGAGCAUGCUGCUAACUUUGGGUAAUCGGAUUAGCAAGCAGCCAUUGAUUAAUUGCAACAAUUUACUUAGAAGGUAUUGAGGAAAAAGAGGUAGCUGUAAACUCAAUAUGAUGAACUUGAGAAUUAGAUUUAGGCUAGCUACAAUGAUUUAAAAAAGCAUAAGUAUCUUCUACAAUCCAUUCUCAUACAUGAUGGCUAAGCCAGUAAAGCAAUAUUCUAUUAUUAGAUUCCGGACAUUACUACACUUACAUUAAAGACUUUCGAAGAGAAACAUGGUUUAAAUUCAACGACAUUCACGUAGGAGUGGAGACUAAGGAGAAAGUGUUUUAGGAUGCCUUUGGGAUGAAGACGGGAGUCAACGCAUACUUGUUAAUCUAUGCUAGAAUUGAUAUUGUGAAAUAGGAAUUAGAGUCUCAAAUCAGAUCGUACAGAAUAAGUUCGGAACAUGGAUACUUGAAUGAUAAAUACGGUAGUUUCCUCAAUUACAUGUAAAGAGAACAGUUAGCGAAGGAGAACUAAUUGUUCUACAAUGAGAUAGAGGAAUACAAGUCUUCGAGGAUCAUAGAGAAAUUAAUUGAGUCUUAUUAAAUUAGAUUUCAAUUUAUUAAUGAACACUACCGAAACAUAUCUAGCUAGGUGCAAUAAACUACGUAUAAGCCGUUGAUAAUGUUGAAUUUCCCAAUGUUUAUUAAGAGUAAGAUGACUGUGCUAGGUAAGGAUUCUUAUGAGAACAUUUUAAAGUGGGCAAUCUUGGAUUCAGCAUUGAGGGAUGUGAACUAGGAUAAGUCAGGUAUUUUUGGGGGAUAGAUUAGCGAGCACGUAAAAUAACAGUAUUAUGAAAAUAGUUUCAAAAUCAAAUAAUGGUUAAGUUCAAGGCAUAAUUCAAUGAAUUCAAGAGGCCAACUGAUUAUUUGAGUACAGAGGAAUAGAAUGAAUUUCACAAGUUGACUUAGGAAUACAUUCAAUAUGUAGCAAUGGCUUCGUUGGCAUCGAUAUUAUUGGAUUUAAUUUUAAAAAGAGAGUUUUGCAUGGUGCUCUCAGUGUUGCAUCAUUUUUCUAUGAAUGCAAAAUAAUUGGAUACUCAUAAUUAUUUUUAUAAAAUGGCAAGUAAUUUUUAAAAAUUAAUUCCAAUUAUAAUAAUUUGCAAAAUGAUUCCAGCACAGGCGAAUGUGAAUUUGUAAGAAUUGGAACUGCUUCAAGCCUAUCUGUCGUUUUAGCAUUUUAGGGUUGAGGAUCAAAAUUUUUGGGAUACUCAGAUUUCAAUAAUGAUGAAUGCGGUUUGUGAAAAUCACGAUGAACCAUAUGUUCAGAAUAUUAUUACUAAAUUUGAAGCCAAUAUUAAAGAUCCAAAUUUUAUAAAUUAGAUAGUGCAGAUCAAUGAUGUAAUUAGAAUGGUAAUUGUAGGACAUUGGCGUGCAGUAGGCAGCUUUGAGUGCCAGUUACGAUGUGUAUUAUUGGUUUCCAAAUGUGAAGCAGGAUGUUUUGUUUGAUAAGUUGGUUAGCGGUUGGAAUGAAAUGAAAGCUUAAUUCGAUGUAAGUGUAGAGUUUUAAUUUAGCCGUUCAUCAAGAUAUAAUAAGCUCAUAAGCAAUCCCAUAUUCCACUGAUGAAAUAGGAAUUAGAAAAUCUAAUUUGUUGA